Molecule: messenger RNA, 318 nt
Organism: Chiroxiphia lanceolata (lance-tailed manakin)
Lineage: Eukaryota; Metazoa; Chordata; Aves; Passeriformes; Pipridae
Product: gastrin/cholecystokinin-like peptide
Exons: 2
Coding region: 1-318 (105 amino acids)
Cellular component (GO): extracellular region
Molecular function (GO): hormone activity
Source: RefSeq, a predicted model, not a curated record
AUGAAGGUGACCCUGUGCUUCGGCCUCAUCCUCACCAUCGCUGUGACCUCCUGCCUGUGCUGGCCCGUGGCACCGGGCGCUGUGGGGGACCCCCACCAGCACCCCCCCAACCUGGUGCGGCGCGACUGGCCCGAGUACCUGUCCCAGGAGCAGCAGCACCUCCUGUCCCGGUUCCUGCCCCACGCCCUCACAGAGCUGAACAACCACAAGGGCUUCGUGCAUGAGGACGAGGGGAUGGAGGCCCUGCACGAGCACUACUACCCCGACUGGAUGGACUUCGGCCGCCGCAGCGCCGAGGACGGGGCCGAUGCCGCGUAG